GUUUACCGCCGAUACCUCAACAUGAAAUCCGUUAUCGCUCUCAUCGCUCUCGUGGCCUGCAUUGCCUGUGCCUCCGCUGGAUACGUCUAUACCGGAGGAUACGCCGCUCCUGUUGCCUCAUGGGGAACUCCUGUUUCCUACGGCUAUGGCUACCCCGGCUACGCUCCGGUCACCUACCCCGGCUACGCUAGCUACGGCUACGGAGGAGUGUACUCUCCUGUCUAUGGCGCUUACGGAUAUGGCCGCAAGUGAGUGAAGCCCUGAUGCUCCGAUGGUGCUUUGAAUGCUACCAGCCGAUGACCCCUGGACCGUACCUUCUGUGGAGAGUGAAGAGCAAAUAAACUAUUGGAAAAUUCAAUAGA
Galendromus occidentalis (western predatory mite) is the source of this 362-nucleotide messenger RNA. RefSeq names its product shematrin-like protein 1. The record is from RefSeq and is a predicted model, not a curated record. NCBI's taxonomy places the organism in Eukaryota, Metazoa, Arthropoda, Arachnida, Mesostigmata, Phytoseiidae. The transcript is spliced from 2 exons. Bases 22 to 252 code for a protein of 76 amino acids.